UUUCCCCUUUCAGGAAAUCUGGGUGGGUUCUCUGAUCUCAGUUCCUGUAGUGGCAAGCUGUAUAUUUAUUACAGAGAGAGGGGUUGUAGAAUACAGUCUACAGAGAAUUUAUACCGUUAGGAAAAGGUAAACAAAAAUGUCUUCAAAUUCCAACUUGACUACUAUGCGAAGACUGGUGGAACAGUUAAAGUUGGAAGCAAGUGUCGAGAGGAUCAAGGUGUCCCAGGCUGCUGCAGAGCUCCAGCAGUAUUGCCUCCAGAAUGCCUGUAAAGACGCCCUGCUGGUUGGAGUCCCAGCUGGAAGCAACCCCUUCAGGGAGCCCCGGUCCUGCGCUCUGCUGUAAACAUGAGAAACUGGCUUUUGUAUGUCUGAACUGAAGCAUGACGCGACUAUCGAUUGCUGCCUAUUCCGUUUUGAAGGAUCGCGAUUGCAGUGCCAUUACAUUUCCAUGCCCAAAAUGUCUAUUUAUCAGUACCUUUUAUAGUCUCUUAAAAGAACCUUUUGCUAAUGUGUGUGUAUAGUAUUUUGUAUAUAUUAAAAGAAGAGUACAGUUACACACGUUUUUUGUGAAAUCUGGUUUUAGUACUGCUUUACCUAUGCAAUGUUUACACUUUGUACCAAUGUGCCUGUUUUACCAAUAGGUUAUUUCCUAGUAAUGAUAAGAUUCUAACUAACAUUUGACAUUAUUCUGUGGCUAACUUGCAGUUUUGAAAUAUAUAAGUAGCAGAGAUGACCAAUAUACACUGGCAACUGUUCUUGAGCAACCAUUUCAGUUUCACAUGAAUUGUGCUAUUCUGAUAAAUAUACCGCACAGAUAGUGGAUACAAAAGAAAAAUAGUUAUAGAAAAAACAAGGUGUAUGGCCUAUAGGUGGGAAAAUGCUCCUUAUGGAGCCUGCAUUACCUAUAACAACAUUCUAUUACAUCGUCUUACUUCAUAUUAUUCUCCGAAAGUAAGCCGACCACAAGUUUACGAGAGAAGUUGCAACAGUAUGUAAGUUAUUGAGUUACAAACAUUGCCAGGGUAUACCUGCCUAUAUAAUACAUGUCUCAAUGUUAGUUGGAACAAUAUCAUUCUACACAAAUGGUUUGUCUUGCUGCUGCUUUUAAAAAAGGUCUGCGUUUUAACAGAAGUGCCCCUGACAUGCACGCUUUUUGCCUUCUGCUGUUUGUUAUGGCAGGCAAAGACUUUUUAUACAGUUAAGCCAGUGUUGUUUAUGUUGGGAUAAACUUCUUGCUUACGCUUUUAGGUUUACAUUUGUGUUAUUGAAAUAUGUGGAAAACCAACGUGGCUCCUUUUUUAAACUAAAUAUAUUAAAGUAUUUCAUGUAGAAACAA
Molecule: messenger RNA, 1336 nt
Organism: Acipenser ruthenus (sterlet)
Lineage: Eukaryota; Metazoa; Chordata; Actinopteri; Acipenseriformes; Acipenseridae
Product: guanine nucleotide-binding protein G(I)/G(S)/G(O) subunit gamma-10
Exons: 3
Coding region: 137-343 (68 amino acids)
Biological process (GO): G protein-coupled receptor signaling pathway
Cellular component (GO): heterotrimeric G-protein complex
Molecular function (GO): G-protein beta-subunit binding
Source: RefSeq, a predicted model, not a curated record